AAUUGCUCCAAAAAGCUCUCUUGCUUGGGGGAGAUCUUUCUGAUAAAUCUGCAGAACAAAACGUGCUUGUGAAAUAGUCUCUUAAUUUUUCUCUAUAUUCUAAACUUCUCGUGGAGUGGAUACAAAUUAGAAUGAUCCUCUAUCGGAUGCGUCAAAGAGGUGGCCUAAUGGCGGUGCUCCUUGUAGUGGCUCUUAUCACCGUGAAUGGAAAUGAGAUGGACGACGACAUGUUUUUAGAUUGCAUCAGUUUAUGGAAUUUUGCUCCACCCAGUUUUCCCCGCUGGUGUAAGCCCGAUACCUCUUCUAAUAUAUAUAGGCGUCCUAACAACCGCAAACCGAAGAGCCAAUUCCGCUCAGGAAAAGGGCUUGGAUUCAAUGACCACCAGGAUGACUCUGGAUCACCCGGAGCUAUUGAUACAGGUUCCCGCACUUCGGUGGUUAGUACUGAAGAGCCACAAGUCAAGACUUACUCGGAGACCAGUUUCGUCGAGGUGGAGGAGCACCGCCACUUGACAGUCUACGCACCCAAUAUGGCACAGCAGAUCAUUGGAAACAUAGGGCUCAUUUCCGGGAUGGUGAUCCUUGUUGGGUUCUUUCUCGAACAUUGUGCAUUUUGCAAGUAAUUAUUAUUAAGUUUAGAAUUCUAAUCCAUUUACUGUAAAUGGAAAAUAAAUUCUAAGAUUGGUAUAUUUUAAAAA
Molecule: messenger RNA, 698 nt
Organism: Drosophila simulans
Lineage: Eukaryota; Metazoa; Arthropoda; Insecta; Diptera; Drosophilidae
Exons: 2
Coding region: 132-623 (163 amino acids)
Source: RefSeq, a predicted model, not a curated record